AUGGCAGGUAAGAAAAAGUGGUCCAAGGGAAAAACGAAGGAGAAAUCCGACCAUAAAGUAAUAUUUGAUCCCGAAACGCACGAUCGCCUGCUUAAGGAAGCCGCAAAAUACAAACUGAUUACCACGAGUGUCCUUGUGGAACGUUUGAAAAUAAACGGAAGCCUCGCCCGGUCUGCGAUUCGAGAGCUCAUCGCGAAAGACCUCGUGAAGCCUGUGUCGACACACCAGGCACAGUUGGUCUAUACGCGUGCGACGCAUGGUGCAGCGGAAUGA
Molecule: messenger RNA, 273 nt
Organism: Cyanidioschyzon merolae strain 10D
Lineage: Eukaryota; Rhodophyta; Bangiophyceae; Cyanidiales; Cyanidiaceae
Product: 40S ribosomal protein S25
Exons: 1
Coding region: 1-273 (90 amino acids)
Cellular component (GO): cytosolic small ribosomal subunit
Molecular function (GO): structural constituent of ribosome
Source: RefSeq, a predicted model, not a curated record